AUUAAACAAGAACGUGAUGUCUUACAGAACGAACGAAAUCGUCUAAUCCUUCAGAAAGACAAAUUGGAAACUCUUUGUCGCGAGCUCCAGAAACAAAACAAAAUAAUUCAGGAAGAAAGUUUGGCUCGGGUUCGUGCAGAAGACGAGAAGCGUCGUGAAGUGGCGGAUCAUUUUCAAACCAGUAUCACAUCAAUUCAAACCCAACUGAAUGAAUAUCAGAGUCNACUGCGAAAGGAAAAUCAGGAUUUGGCUGAUAAACUGGGCGAUUUUAUCAAGCAACAUGAGAAACGAGAGGAGCACAUGCAAAAGGUCAUGCAAACGCGGGAAUUGGAAGUCAAAUUAGCCGAGGCGAAAGCAAAUAAAAUCCAGUGUCAGCUGGAUCAAGAGCGUGUGAAAGGGCAACAACAGUUGAUCCGAAUGGAAGAAGAAUCCAAACUGAUGAAAGAGCGUAUGGAAAUGCACACUAAUUUGGAAAACAAACUAAAAGAACAAAUUGAGUUCUACAAAACCAAAUACAAAAGUUUCAACAAAACCGUCGCUGAUAACAAUCGUUUGUUUGACAAUGCUAAAGAAGAAAUGGAAAAACUGAGCUACGAGGCCACACCGAUAGUACUUGCCUUAGAAGCUCAUUCGGUGGAGUCCGGUGAAUUCUAA
Molecule: messenger RNA, 654 nt
Organism: Echinostoma caproni
Lineage: Eukaryota; Metazoa; Platyhelminthes; Trematoda; Plagiorchiida; Echinostomatidae
Source: the annotation of a GenBank genome assembly